AUGGCGCAGGCGGGUGCCCGGCUUUUGGCCGAGGCCAACGGUAUUGAUGAUGGUGACUUGAAAGACCCGGCGCUGCGCUCCCUCGACGGCUCCCUCCGCUGCCCCAUUUGUCAAGGCUACUUUAAUCACCCCGUCCUGCUGAAGACCUGCUCUCACAAUUUCUGUUCCGAGUGCAUCCGUCGACACUUGACGCAGCAAACACGCAACUUCAAGAAACAGUGUCCCAUCUGCAGCAAGGACUGUGGCAUCUCGGACAUGAUUCCCAACAUCGGAUUGAGUCACGUACUCGAGAUGUACCGCCGCGCCAAACCACUGCUACUGCGCAAAGCCCAGGCUGGCGAGACAAUGCCCCCUGCCACAGAGACUGGAAAUGACGUCAACACCGCUGAAGGCGCGCUGCCCGUCCCCUCUUCGCCGCCCACAGUCGCAUCUCCACAGGCGCAAUCAAAGCGCUCGAAACGAAGCGCACGCUCUCAGGGGCCCAACGCCCAAGCUGAGCCUUCCGUGACCACACCCAGUAGCAAAAGGGCCAAAGCCCAUGCCCCCAAAACCGUGCAGUGCCCCGUCUGCGAGGCCUUGGUCCCUGAGAAACUCAUCAACCAACACCUCGACACAAAUUGCGUCCUCAUCACCGAUCGCAAGGCCUCCCUGCGAAGCUCACCGGGCAACGGACCUCCCAGCUCUACCCCAUCCAGCUCCGAAGCCCCCGUUGCUCCUCUACCCGCUACGAUACAGCCUGCCAUUGCCACACACGCUCCCCAGCCGCCGCCUGAUUUGGCAAGCACAGCCACCGCUGGUGCUCAAGUAGCACAGAACGUGCCUCCUCCGCCUGCUACAGAGACAGCCUCAACCGGCCCUACCCCUGUUCAGGCUUUGGCCUGUGCUAGCACUGCCAUUGCUUCUUCAAAGCGACCUCCAAUGCCCAAAAUGGUGUACGCCCUUCAAACCCCCAAGCAGCUUCGUUCCGUUCUCAAGGGCCUUGGGUUGCCAAUGGAUGGUGGCAAGGCCGAACUGACCUGGCGUCACCAGGAAUAUUCAUUGCUGUACAACGCACAGUGCGAUGCACUCAACCCGUUGUCCAACAGCCAAUUAGUCCAGGAGGUCAUUCGGCGCGAACGCGAGCGCCGCCUAACCUCCACGCAGACAAAAGGCAAACAGUUAUUGGACUAUACCGUCCGCGAUGGGGCGCAAAAAAUUGCCAAAGGACAAUCUGGCUAUGUUCGCACUCAUGCAGCCCAAUUUAAGGAGCUUCUGCAGCGAGCGCGACAAAAUCUAAAUUACAAGCCAAAAUCGCUGAAGCGACUGCGUCGCAAGCGCACAUCACGUCGUUUGACGCCCGACGAGGCCCAAACCUCUGACCAACUUCCACCAACAGAGCCUCUGCUCGCUACUGCCUCACGUCUGCCAGAGCACCUUCCACCCACUGCCGUGCCCGUUAAGAGGUCUCAGGACCGCACGCCUCCAUCUUCCAGCAGUAGUGGCGCCAAGAACCCGUCACACGGUCCUCCUCUCGAAAUGAAUACAUCUCCCGCGCCCGCCACGACAAGCGCCUCGUCGCCCAUCAUCCUGUAA
Messenger RNA from Monosiga brevicollis MX1, 1572 nucleotides. RefSeq lists its product as uncharacterized. Gene Ontology annotation, biological process: protein monoubiquitination; DNA damage tolerance. Lineage: Eukaryota; Choanoflagellata; Craspedida; Salpingoecidae. The record is from RefSeq and is a predicted model, not a curated record. Gene Ontology annotation, cellular component: nucleus; Rad6-Rad18 complex. The transcript is spliced from 11 exons. Gene Ontology annotation, molecular function: ubiquitin protein ligase activity; zinc ion binding; single-stranded DNA binding. Bases 1 to 1572 code for a protein of 523 amino acids.